CACUGUAGAUGACGCAUCUGAUAGUAUGUAGUAAUCGGUAUGAUACAUGUCACGUAAAGAAAACAAUAAUGAUCAAGUAAAGUGGUCUUUUUAAUAUAAACUAAACUAUCGAUAUACGAUAAGAAAAGAUAAUUAGAACAUCAAUAACAACUAUUGACUAUAUUGCAACUUUAUAUGUAUGUAAAUUAUUUUAUUAUUUUGGUUAGAAAUGACUAAGGCGACGCAAGAUUACGUUCCAGAGAUACCAUUGUAUGAAAAAGAUAAUAAAAAGUUAGAAGAGAAUUUCCAGAAUGAAGAAAAUAAAAGUACAGAUUUAGAAAAAGAGCUAUUAAAUCAUGUAGCUAACAGUAAAGCUAUUUUUAAGAGCCAACAAAAGGAUGAUCCAGAUUUAAAUUUUGAAGAAAAGUUGACUAUUGCACGUAAUUUAUUGAAAAAAAGUUAUUGUUUAUUUUUGUGUAAAUUUGGACAUUACAUGAAAAAAGAACAUUUAAAGUACUUCGAAAGAAGUAAAGACGAAGACUAUGAGGUUGCUUAUCAUAUUAAAAGAUUACAAAGAUAUUUCAAUAAUUCAACAAGACAUACAGAUGUAAGAAACAGAAGGUAUCAAGCUUUGAAAAGUUUAAUAAACCAGGGAGAAUACUUUAGCGAAUCUGAGAUGAUGAAACGAAAUCCACUGUUAUAUGAACAUUUGGUUGGUCGAUAUAUGACUGAAAAGCAAAAAAAAAAGAGGGACAAUAUUGAUACCAAGAAUAUUACUUUCGUAAAUCUUUUAAUGGAGAAUAUUGAAAGAGAUGCAUUAAAAAAGAAACAAAAAUUACAAGAGGAAGAAGAACAAAAUGCAAUAGAAGAAACUGAAUCAGAUGAAGAAGAAGAUGAAACUCCGGUUCCAAAGCAAUCCAGUAAUAAUGAAUUAAAAACUUUAGGAUGGGGUACAAUACCUACCAUAGAAGAUUCGAUAAAACAUCAGACAGAAGCAAAGUCAUCAAAUACAAGCUUGUGUAGUAUAUCAAAAACAGAGAAACAAAUACUAAAGCAAGAAUUUGUGAGUAAUAUGUAUCUGAGCUUUUUGGAAGGAAAAGAUUCCGAUUUUGAUUACAGUGCUGUGGAUGAAAAUGAGGCAUAUGAUAAUAUAGAUCUAAGAACACAAGAUGAAGAAGAGAAGUAUUUUGAUUCAGAAUCUCCCGAAACUGUAGGUCCAAUAGAAAAUACAAAUGGAGUUGAGUCUGAGGAUGAAUUGGAUGUAUAUAUGAAAUCAUUGAAGCCAAUGACACCUGCCAUAACUGGAGUGGAAGAGCAAGAGAAAUUACUUGAGGAUGCAAUCGGAGUGGUUAAAGUACAAGCCUUCCAGAUGAAACAUUGCUUGGACAAAUCCAAGUUGAUGGAUGCAUUAAAACAUGCAUCUACAAUGUUGGGGGAACUUAGGACUUCGCUUUUGAGUCCAAAGAGUUAUUACGAACUAUAUAUGACUAUUACAGAUGAGUUAAGACAUUUAGAACUUUACUUGUUAGAUGAAUUUCAAAAAGGAAGAAAAGUCACAAAUUUGUAUGAAUUGGUACAAUAUGUUGGCAACAUUGUGCCUAGGCUGUAUUUGCUUAUCACAGUUGGAUUAGUAUAUAUCAAAACAACACCAGGUUUAAAAAGAGAUUUAUUAAGAGAUUUGGUAGAAAUGUGUAGGGGUGUUCAACAUCCUUUAAGGGGACUUUUUUUAAGGAAUUACCUGUUACAAUGUACUCGUAAUAUUUUACCAGAUGUUGCUGAAGGAGAUGAUGAGGAUGGAAGUGUUCGUGACAGUAUAGAUUUUGUCUUAAUGAACUUCGCAGAAAUGAAUAAAUUAUGGGUGCGCAUGCAACACCAAGGUCAUAGUAGAGAUAGAGAGAGAAGAGAGAGAGAAAGGGAGGAACUUCGAAUUUUAGUUGGAACUAAUCUUGUACGGCUCAGCCAGUUGGAAUCAGUAACUCUAGAUAAAUAUAAAAAGCUUGUUUUACCAGGAAUAUUGGAGCAAGUAGUGAGUUGCAGGGAUGCAAUUGCUCAAGAAUAUCUUAUGGAAUGCAUAAUACAAGUUUUUCCUGACGAGUUUCACUUACAAACGUUAAAUGCAUUUUUAAAGUCCUGUGCUGAACUGCAAAAUGGUGUAAAUGUAAAAAAUAUAAUAAUUUCUUUGAUAGACCGUCUUGCAGUAUUUAGUCAAAGAUCAGAUGGCGUGGGAGGACCAGGAAGUCCUAAUCAAGCACCAGGUAUACCACAAGAUGUAAAGCUCUUUGAUGUUUUUAGCGAUCAAAUUGCAACUAUCAUACAGACUAGACAAGAUAUGCCUCCAGAAGAUGUGGUUUCUCUACAAGUAGCUCUCAUCAAUUUGGCACACAAGUGUUAUCCUGACAGAGUAGAUUAUGUGGAUAAGGUGUUGUUAACAACUGUUCAAAUAUUCCAGAAACAAAAUGUAGAUAAACUCGAGUAUAACAGUGCAGUCUCAAGGGAACUAGUAAGAUUAAUGAAGAUUCCAAUAGAUAACUAUAAGAAUAUACUAACAGUUUUGAAACUUGAACAUUUCGCACCAUUAUUAGAGUAUUUCGACUAUGAGGGUAGAAAAUUGUUAGGUAUUUAUAUAAUAACAAAUAUUUUGGAAAAUGAGACAUUGAUACCGACCCAAGAACAAGUAGAUGCAGUGCUUUCUAUGGUAUCCCCACUGGUACAAGAUCAACCGGAUCAGCCUAAUAUAGAGGAAGAUCCAGAAGAUUUUGCAGAAGAACAAGGUCUACUUGGUAGAUUAAUACAUCAUUUUAAGUCUGAGACAGCCGAUCAACAGUACAUGAUAUUGAGUGCUGCUAGGAAACAUUUCAGUGUUGGUGGAAAUAAGAGAAUAAAGUAUACUUUACCACCAAUUGUUUUCCAGGCUUAUCAAUUAGCUUUCACUUAUAAAGCAUUGAAGGAUCAAGAUGAAAUGUGGCAAAAGAAAUGUCAAAAAAUAUUUCAGUUUUGUCAUACAACUAUUACUGCAUUAAUGAAAGCAGAAUUAGCUGAAUUGCCAUUAAGGCUGUUUCUUCAAGGUGCAAUAGCGAUAGGAGAAAUUCGUUUUGAUAAUUUCGAAAUGGUUGCUUAUGAAUUCAUGAGUCAAGCAUUUUCUAUAUACGAAGAUGAAAUAAGUGAUUCUAAAGCUCAACUGGCAGCAAUUACAUUGAUCAUUGCAACUUUCGAGCAGAUGAGUUGUUUCAGUGAAGAAAAUGCAGAACCAGUACGCAAUCAAUGCGCUUUAUAUGCGAGUAAGUUAUUAAGGAAACCAGAUCAAUGCAGAGGUGUUGCCACAUGUUCUCAUAUAUUUUGGUCUGGAAAAUCAUUGGCAACAGGAGGGAAAGAAAUGCAAGAUGGAAAUAAAGUGCUAGAUUGCUUAAAAAAAGGUAUUAGAAUAGCGAGUCAAUGUAUGGAUACAUCGGUUCAAGUGCAGCUUUAUGUUGAAUUACUGAAUCAUUAUAUUUACUUCUACGAAAAAGGAAACACAAUCGUAACCGUCCAAAUUUUAAAUCAAGUAAUUGCAAAAAUCAGAGAAGAACUCCCAAACUUAGAAGUCAGUGAAGAAACAGAACAAAUCCAAAAACAUUUGGCCAACACAUUAGAACAUUUAAGAAACAGGAUGGAAUCUCCAGAAGCUGAUGGUCUUUCUUAUCAAGGACUCUUCUUUUAAUAGAAGAAUUACAAAUGACAAUUUUGUACAUAAAAAAAAUUAUCCUAUUAUUUCACGGAAUAAUUAAAAAUUCUAAACUUAAACGCUUAUUAGGUAUAAAUUAUUACCAUUUAAAUAGCAUCCAUUUUUCUGCAACAAUGAAAUUCUGAAUAAUGUAUUGAAUAUAAUUUGUUAAAUCAUAAAACAUAUGUAUAUUUGUUUUAAUAAAAGUUUGAUGUAUAGGAUUUUGGUAAUUUAUAAUACACGAGACUGACUAUCAAGUGAAUAAAAUAUGAAUAUAUCUGAAUACAAUUACUUUUUUUUUACAAUUAAUUAAUAGUUAAUUUAUAAGUCAAAUUCUUUUACGGAUGUACAAUGGCUUGUCUGUAAUACCAAGUACUUUACAUAUGUAUUGUCAGCCAAUAAAAUAUGUGCAAAUAUAUAUGUUUUUUUAACA
Molecule: messenger RNA, 4112 nt
Organism: Megalopta genalis
Lineage: Eukaryota; Metazoa; Arthropoda; Insecta; Hymenoptera; Halictidae
Source: RefSeq, a predicted model, not a curated record